AUGUGAUUUUCGUAUGGAGUUGUACUCUGUGGCAAACUUUGGCCACACCUAGAUCCCGUGCCAUUUCCACCCAUUUUGAAAAAGAGAAAAAAGUAGAAUAGAAGAAAAGCCUUUCUUUUUUAUUUUUUUUCCUCCUCCUCUGUGGUGCGUUUGUUUGCGUGUCGGCGUGUCCCGGCGGUGUAACUGGAGAGAGGGGCCUCACUGAGAGGGAAUGCAGGACUGCAAUGGAGCACAAUGCAAUACAGUGGGUGGGUGCUCCCUCCUGCCAGAGAGGCAGCUAUGCCUUCUACAAGUCGGUGAGCAGCAGAGCUCAGCCUGACGGGCCGCUCCAGGUGUGGAAGCUUGGCGAGUUCUACUUUAUCCAAUGUGGGCCGGAGGAUCCCGUCUGCAUCGCCGAGGUGACCUUGCUGUGGGAAGAUCAGGCUCGGCGCCACCUGCUGGCCAGCGCCAGACUGUACUUCCUGCCUGAGGACACUCCAAAGGGCCGAACCAGGGAGCAUGGAGAGGAUGAGGUACUGGCCGUGUCCAGGAAGAUGGUGGUACGGGUGGAGGACCUGGUGAAAUGGUCGCGUGCCGACCUAGCCGGGUGGAGCGGUGGCCCAAUGCCUCUAGUGGUCAAGACAAACGGUGUCCACGAACCUCCACAGAGUGGCGGAGACGACGGCGGUGGCAUGCCAAGCAACAACAAUGAGCUCCUGGAAGUCAAAACUGAGGACGAGCUGUCGCAGCGGCAGACUGUCAAGGUUCUUAGCUACCCACAGUACUGCCGCUUCCGCUCCCUGCAGAGACGCAUCCAGGAUGGAGCCAGAGGCCCCGCACUGCAGGACCCAUACCUCUUGGCCCUCGGGGCCAUCAAGGUUCUGCCCAACAUCAGGGUGAUGUACUGCAGGGACACCUUCAACCACCCGACACUGGAGAGCAGCGCCUGUUUCUCCUGGCAGUUCAGGUGUCCAUCCCUGAGUCUCCGAGGACGACCUCGUAAGAGGAAAGGUCGCGACAGCAAAGACUCUCCGACCUCGGGCCAACCAGAGUCCUGGAUCGAAAAGAUGAAGGAGAACGUGAUGGGCAGUGUGGAGGUCGGCUGUGAGGGCAGCUGGCUCCCCCAUCCAGAGGAGCAGCUGUUCCUGGAUCAGCUCUUUGUUUUCAUGGAGCGCCACGGAUCGCCCAUCCAUAAAGUUCCCAACCUAGGUUUCAAGAAGAUCGACCUGUUCCUCAUGUAUUCGGUGGUCAAACGGCUCGGUGGCUACAAGAAGGUGACUUCGGACCGCCUGUGGAAGGUGGUGUACAACGAGCUGGGCGGAUGUCCAGGCAGCACCAGCGCAGCUACCUGCACCAGGAGACACUAUGAAAGACUGAUGCUUCCAUAUGAGGAGCACCUGAGAGCUGGAGGAGGAGCAGAGUUUAAAAUCCCCGAUGUGCCACUGCCUUCCAAACCCAGAGGAAUACGAGGACGGAAACCUCUGCCCAGAGGCAGGAAGCCCGGACCCAAACCCAAGGACAGGAGGACGGGGACGUUGUCACCUGCAGCUCCGCCUUCUCCUAUUCUGAGUCCAAACGGCUCCAUGGUGGUGAAACGAGGCAGAGGCCGACCGCCAGGAACUCGUAACAAAUCCACGCUAAUUGCUCAGGCCAAACUGCUGGCUCAGCAGCAAACAGCAACCAAACAAGCAGCAGUGGUGGAGCUGAAGCAGCACAGUCUUCUGCUGCCCCCUGUAGGCAGAGGAGGACCGACACCCAGCAGCACACACCGGCCCAUCCAGCCAGCCAUCCUCCCACUCAGCAUGCCCCUGACCCCUGACCUCUCCCCCAUGUCUCCUUCCUUCCUCCCCUUCAAAACGACGGAGCUGAAGUCGGAACGCAGCGACUCGGUGGCUCCUCCCCCUCCCAGUGUUCUCAUCCCUGCUCUCCCUCACUUCGUCACCGGCUCACUGAGCGGUUUCAGCCCCAUCAAAGGCGUGUGCCCUCUGGACGUCUUCAGGAGCCAAAUCAGCCUCCAGAGGGGCCCCGAUAGCCCCGCCCUGACCCCUCAGGACCCGGCACAGCUCCACCCGGCCAUCUUCACCCUCCAGCCCAAAGGAGGGAACCCGGACACGCCACACCCCAGCUCGGAGCAGCUGCAGCCUCAGCUGCACCAGCUCCACCAGCACCACUGCUCCGGCUGCGGCUCAGACGAUGGGGGUCAGCGCGGAGCGUCCAGGAGCCGGCCCCCGCCGCCUCCACUCCGCGUCCUGCCUCUCAACCUGGACUGCAGCGUCCAGGUGAGGAAGGUGAUGCGAGCUCACCUGGACUCGUCUCAACUGCAGACCUUCACCCGCCGGCUGUCGGAGGCGCUGUCGCAGGACCUGAGCACCAAACCGCCCUGCUCCCCCAUCACUCCGCCGCCGGAGCAGGCGCUGCCCCUCAACCUCAGCAAACGCUUACCACCCAAACGGCCCAGCGCCGAGGGCCCCGAGCAGAGUCCGCAGGCCAUCAACAGAAACUCGGAUCCGUCGUCCUCCAAGAGACCACGCAGUGGCCCCCAGGAGCAAGCGCAGGAUUUCAGCCUCAGGGGCCGCUCCAGCUCCUUGGUGGUGUCCGGUGUUCAGAGCAUGGAGGCGAGGGGUCAGGAGGAGCCAGCAGACCUGAGCUCCCCGAGCCGCAUAAGGGCCUUCCUGCUCGGACUUCCACCCUUCCAGGUGAAACUGGAGGAAGACAUGAACGGGACGAGGUUUGUGAAAAUUCCUCCUCCGACCGAAACCAAAAGGACCGAAGUCGGAGAUGGAGGCGCGAAGACGGAGGCAAAGAAACAGGAGGAAUCGAUGGGGAAGGAGCAACCGGAGCGAGAUCCGACCCUGUGUCCCGGUCCCGCGGAGCUGAAAGGAGCCGGCCCUUCCGACACAGACACACACUGUUUUUAGCGUUUAUUUCCAUAAAUCAGGAUCACCUCAGAGACUCGUCUGCGCCGGGCGUUUGCUUCUUUAAUGACGUUUAUUUCGCUACAUUUCCAUUUUCUCUGGAGGAACGUUAUCAAACCGAAUCAUGACAAUCACAGAUGAGUUUCCGUUAAAACAAAAACGGGAGAUGAUUUUCUUUUUGUUCCUGAACACUGCCAUAACCCUCGGAAACACUAUACACUUCUCUCCUCUACGUUCCGAUGAAACUGAAACGGAAAAACAACAGUUAGAACAAGAUAUCAUGUUUGGGUGAUGCUAUGCAUCAUGACUCCUCCCACAGCAUCCCUGGUGUCGUCCGCUAUUACCGUUUUUAAAUUGUUCUCUACGUCCGUAGGGAGAGACUUAUUUUCUGAUAGUGUUUAAAUGUAUUCUAGGGCUCAAAAUGAAAAGCUGUCUUCACAAUGUAUCCAGUGAAAGUGAAGCGUUUCAGUCCUGCUCUUUAGCUGAUGUAAACGUACACAAACGUGCCUUAAAGGGCCGGCGACCCUCGCCAUUCCCGGCUUCACCUGCAUCCACUCAGACGGAGAUACCUUGAUGUUUCAACAAAACAUCCAUCAACCAGGUUCACCAUCGUGUCGGCUUGCUCUCGCCUUUGUCUCUGUUCAGAUUCUUAGAUCCCACAUGUAGCUCCGACAGUCUAAACUACCUCAGGUUCUUCAUUUCUCCCCCUCCCCCCAUUUUUUAAUAUACCCUGUUUGAGAAUUAUAAAUCUAUCCCAACGUGUUUGAGUUGAAAGCAUGCUCAGAAUGGUCCACAACAUCUGUAGCUUCCUUCUUCAGCAGGUAGAGGCUGCUGCCAAAUCAGUAAGUUUGAAAUCAAAACCAAUCUUGUAUCUGCAGCUUCAGAGUGAGCAACUCCUGCCUCCAUAUUGGGAUUCAUGCGCUGUACAGGUGCGCCUCUAUAACUUAGAAAAUCACCAAAGAGUUUGUUUUGAUCCAUAAAUUCAGUUCAGAAAGUGUAACUCGUGGUUGUGGAGUAGCAGAUUUUCCUUGCACUAAACUUUCCAUUUAGAUUCUUUGCUAUAGCACUCUCUGGAUAGACAAGUUCUGUAGCAAUUGACCUUUUCUUGCCUCCAUAACAUUUAUGUACUAGAGUAUAUUUUUAUUGGCUUUCAUUACCUGUAAGCUAUAAUUACCAAAAGCAGAAAUAAAUGCUUAAAAUAAAUCUCUUUCUGUAAUGAAUCCAUGACAUUUCUGUAGUUUCACUUUGUGGACUGAAUUGUUAACUUAAAUUCUCACUUUAAAUUUCUUUAGAUGCACCUGUGAUUCCAGGAAUUUCAUGUCAGUUAAAGCCUUUUGUUAGAAACUAGAAACUAAAAUUUAAUCUUGCAUCAAAAAAUAUGUCGCUUUUCUUGCUGUCAAACAUCAAGGUAUCUCUUUAACUCACUUUUCUGUUCGCUUUGACACCACAUAUGCUGGUUCAGAUUUGCACACCUACUGUACUCCUUUUGCUUUUUGUCAUAUGCCAGUUAUAAUUUACUGUCUCUCAUUUCUCAGCGUUUGUAUUUGACUCGAACUAAUAGGUGCUGUUUUUCCUAGUUAUGUAGCUCAUGGCCACAUUGUUUUUUGACUUGUUUCAAGGCUCAGAAUGUUGUCACGCUGCAAGUCAGAAAGUUUUUAAAAGGUGGAAAAAUUCACAUUGAUUUAUCCACAGAGAAAAUAUUUUAAAGAAAUGAUUUUAAAAGAUGAAAAAAUUUGCUUAUUAGUAAUUAUUUUUUAUCAGAUUUGUUUGACUGUUGGCUCCAUGUUCAGCAAAAAUAUUUGUGAAUGAUUGCAUGACAAAACAAUGUGUACUCAGUAUAUGGGCAGAUGCACCAAAGUGCUUCACCAGACUCCUGUAUAAUUCUGCUAUUGAUAGUAUUUUUACAAUUUUACUUCAUUCAUUUGUUUUCCUUCUUUAUUGUAAAAUAAUUAUGGGGCAAAAAAAAAAAAAACUACAAAUGUCACAUAUUCUUUAUCACAGUAAUGUUUUUCACAAACAGGGUAACUACUGUAACUACUGUCUGGCUCUGCUUCAUCACAUCAGUAAACCUGUAUUUAUUGGUCCCAGAGAGCUUUAAAGGAACUCGUUUGUAGAACAAAUAAUGUGGACAGUGGUGCUCACUGAAGAGCUUAUCACAUUUUAAAAUGAAAGAAGGAUAAAAAUAAUAUUGGUCCUCCACAAAGCUGCUGUUUAGAAGCUUUUAACAACCGGCACUGACAUGAAAUGAUGCUCUUUGGUGUUAGCAUUAGGAACAAUGUCUGACUCACAUUUUAAGCUGCUUACCAUAUUUUUUGUAUUCCAUGAAAGUGUUGAGUUAACAUAUGAACUGUCAUUGGAAGAAAGAUUGCUACCAUACAUCAUUUAGUUUAGUACGUUGGUUAGCUGAACAUGCUAAUAUCCUAAUGCAUCAGAUAAACGACUCGUCAGAUUUUAAAAAUAGCUGUUUGGGUCAAUCAUGUUUUUUGGACCUUCUUAAUUUUUGUGUGUUAUAUACAUAUUACCAUUAACUAAUAAAGGUUUUGUUAAUCAUUGAUACAACAGUAAUAAUUUUGCCAGCUAGACUUGUUGACAGCUUGAGUCAUUUUAGCGUUUCAUUGAGAUUUACCCGACAUUGUUAGGUUAUUAAUUCACGGGCACCAAACCUUGGUUUUGCUGGACUGUUUGUUGUUCUAAACAGUUUUAUCAAACUGCAGCAUGUUUCAAACUCAAGGCUCGUGGGCUAAUUCCAGACGGCCGUAGCUGUUUUGGUGGCCCACUAGACUCCAGAAUAGAACUUCAAGAAAGCAGUUGUGUGAUUAAUUAUUUGAUCAGGUUUUUUUGUAUACUGUCAAGCAUCAGUGUAAAAAUUUUUAAGUAUAUUUUAAGAAGUACUCAAUGAAUGUAGAGAAAGCUAUAUUAUUUUAAAAGUUGAAUAUAGUUUUAUCAAAGCAUUAUGCCACAACCAGCCCUUUGAGGAAAUUUAUGACCAUGAUGAGUUUCAAACAUCUGUACUGCAGGUACUGUACGGACAGUGGAACAUUUCUUGGCUUAACAUGCUAGCUUGCCAUGCUUUGAUUUACCUUAGACCCCAAAUCUGCUAUGUGGGGAUUCCAGUUCACUUCGUAUGUUUAUAUAAAAAAUUUUGACUACUCAUCUGUACAACACUUCAAAGUUGCUGCUACUAGAAUGGUGAUAAUUUUCUUAACUUAGCAUGCUGACAUUUAGAGUUUUUAUUGUAAUUACUGUUCCAAAGAUUCUGUAUUUAACAGUAUAUAUAUAUUUUAACAGUUAUUCCUAUCAAUCAGUUGUCUUUUUUGACUUACCUUGGUAAAUCGGUUAAUAGCAAAUUGUUUGUACGCCAAGAUGCUAAUGGUGAACAUUUUUCUUGAGUUGAAGUUGCUUUAAGAACACAAAACAUUUAAAAACUUGCUGCUUUACACAGGCAACACUGUUUUAAAAGCUCCUGUUUAUCAUCAGUGUGACGGUAGAUGGUUAAUCUUACAGUUCAUUUUGUGUAGAGCGCCUUUAAUAUGCAUUUGCCAUACAAAUGCAUAACCUAAAACUGAUCCUUGUUCUAAUAACCACAGCUUUUAAAAUUGAGUUUCCAAACCUGUUCCUUUAAAGUUGGUCUGGGUCUGAUCAGUCUUCUGGUUCCUCCCAGGUGAAACACAGCUCCACUGGACCAGUUUAGAAUCACCUGAACUUUGACUUCAGUUCUUUUGCUCCUUUUUUGUUGAUGUAUUGAAUAAUAAUGACAUGCCACUCAUUAUUUUAUUUUAUUCUCUUUUUUUUCAGCUUCUUAAACUAGUAUAAUUUUUUUUCUUUGUUUGGAUAUUUAAGCUUAGUCUAGCUAGUUUUUUUUCUUUCAUAGGUUUCACAAUGUUUACAGUUUGUUAUGCAUGUUAUACAGAUUUCUUACAGUGUUUUGCACACUACUCCAGCAUCAGUCUUGAACGGCACUGCUCAUUCAUGUAAAGUACUUAUAAGUGCCUGAUACUUAAAUUUGGAGUUAAUGUUUGUAAGCGAAUGAAAGUUAAAUUAGCUCAGUAGCCUUCAUGCCAUCAACUUGAACAAGGGGUCCCAGUGUAGGUGAGUUUUGUUGAACUUUAUGGCCUUUGCGGGUUUUUGUAAAUUCUCGUGUUGAGGAUUUAAUGAAAGAAGACCCGCGACACCGGAACAACGCUCGGCUCCGUGUGUUGGACUGAACCGGACCUACAAGAUUUAAGAAAAGGGAUGGCAAGCGGUCGGUUGGACAUUCAUGAUGAUACAUGAUCAAAAUAAAGGUGCUACAUGUCACAUUUUUACGUCUUUGAAUUGUUGAAUUAAUUUGACUCUUCUGCAGCUUCCUAAAAUGCCCUAAAAGCUUCUCAGUUUUCAUAUCUUUACAUUUGCCUUAUGUUCUCUUAUGUAUUUUAUUGAUUUAUUUAUGAAGAAAAGUUUCUGGAUAACCAAAAUGACCAUUGAUACUUUAAAAGAAAUUAGAUUUUUGGGACAGUUUUGAACUUGUGGGUUUGUGAAAAUUUCAGUUAAUGCUUCAGAUUUGGAGAUGAAAAUAUGUGGAGCUAAAAAGUCUUUUUUUUAUAUUAAAUAUCAAUUUUCAUUAUUUUUUUUUUCAAAAUUCAGUCAUUUUUAAAUAGUUUUCUCUUUAUACUCUCAUAUCUUAACAGAAUUUAUUCAAUAGUUCUAUAAAAAACCCUCAUAAAGUCACCUAGUUUCAUGGUUGGAUGUAGUUUUUUUUUUUUUAAUUCUGGUUAUUUCCCCUAAAAUUUGCCUCAUUAUGAUAUAAAAGAUGUCAAAAGGGUUUUGUAAUCCAAGUAACCUUGUUGCAAAAAUAAAAUGCAAAUUCGAAACGUGCAUUUUCGAACUGUUUCGAAAAGCUUAAUUACGUUUUAAUUAAGUUUUAAUUUAUGGAAAUAAGCACAAAUUGUUGUAUACCAGUAUAUAACUGAUUAUCUGCAUGGAAAAUUUGAACUUAGAUUAUUUUAAUAUUGAUAAAUUUGUCUGAAAUGAAUCGAAAUUCCGUCUAAAAUGAAGAAAUGUGUUUGGCUGAAAUCUAAAAGAAUAUUCUCUCUCCACCACCAUAAGCUUUCAGGACUGUCUUGAAGAGCAAACUUCCCAAAUGUCCAUUUUAUACAACAGUAGCUUAAAUCAACCAAAUACAGAUGGUGAAAAAUGCUCCAUGUGGCACCUUUACAAACUGGAUGUUACACAAUAGGAAUGUCUGUCUGAGAUCUCUUUUAUAAGAAUUAAAGAAGAAAAUAUUUUAUUUCCUGCUUAUAUUUACGCACAGAUUGUAAAAUAAAACCGUCUUUUCCAUGAGUGUUUCCAGAGCGAGCUCUGCUGGACUGUUGCCUCCCAAGUUUUACUCAAGACAUUGGCGGUGUUCCACGAGGUGCUGGAUUGGAACCAGAAAAUUCUUGCUUGAUUAAAAAUAUGUUUUAUUUUGAUUGUUAUUGAUUUACAGCACAUGGUCUGUUUUUGUUUUUCUCCUUUGUAAUUUUUUUCCCCUCCCUGUUUUAAUGGUAAAAGGCUUUCAGUGUCAGGUACCAUUCCAUUUUAACACUGUAUAUUUAUAUUAAAAGUAAUCUGUUAAUAAA
Messenger RNA from Xiphophorus maculatus (southern platyfish), 8491 nucleotides. Its product is annotated as AT-rich interactive domain-containing protein 5B-like. Bases 225 to 2897 code for a protein of 890 amino acids. The transcript is spliced from 12 exons. Gene Ontology annotation, biological process: regulation of transcription by RNA polymerase II. NCBI's taxonomy places the organism in Eukaryota, Metazoa, Chordata, Actinopteri, Cyprinodontiformes, Poeciliidae. The record is from RefSeq and is a predicted model, not a curated record. Gene Ontology annotation, molecular function: transcription cis-regulatory region binding. Gene Ontology annotation, cellular component: nucleus.